AUGAAUCUAUCGAACCGUUUUGGCUCCAAUUCCAAGACGGCGAUACUCAACGAUUCUUACUCCGACGAGAAUCAUUCUUCCUCCGCCGCCGCCGCCGUAACUUCCGUCGUAAUCCCACCGUGCUCCGGCAAUGUACUCCGAGCCGUUCUCUUGCUCUUCUUCAUCUGCUUCUGCUUCUCCCUCUACAGAACUUCUGGUUAUCUCCGAAUCGUCUCUGACUCUUCCUCCACCCUCUCUCGCAUUUUCCCCUCUGUCAACGAUUCUUCUUCGUCUCCGUCUCCAUCUCCGUCUCUGUCUCCGGAGGAAAUUGAGGAACCUAAGCUAGAAGAAGUAUUGCGUAGAGCAGCAACUAAAGAUGGUACAGUGAUUUUGACAACUUUGAAUGAAGCUUGGGCGGCUCCAGGAUCUGUGAUUGAUCUUUUCUUUGAGAGUUUUAGAAUUGGUAAAGGAACAAGAAGGCUAUUGAAACACUUGGUGAUCAUUGCUUUGGAUGCUAAAGCUUAUUCACGUUGUCAAGAACUGCAUAAGCAUUGCUUCAGACUUGAAACAGAAGGUGUUGAUUUCUCUGGUGGUGAAGCUUAUUUCAUGACUCCUUCUUACUUGACAAUGAUGUGGAGACGAAUCUCUUUCCUUCGCUCUGUUCUUGAAAAGGGUUACAACUUUGUUUUCACGGAUGCUGAUGUGAUGUGGUUCAGGAACCCUUUUCGACGGUUUUACGAAGACGGUGAUUUCCAGAUUGCUUGUGACCAUUACAUAGGAAGGCCGAAUGAUUUUAGGAAUAGACCAAAUGGAGGAUUUACCUUUGUGAGAGCCAAUAACCGAAGUAUAGGCUUCUACAAGUUCUGGUAUGAUUCAAGGACCAAGUACCCCAAAAACCACGACCAGGAUGUUCUAAACUUCAUCAAGACAGAUCCUUUCCUUUGGAAACUAAGGAUUAGGAUUAGGUUCUUGAACACAGUGUAUUUUGGUGGAUUCUGUGAACCAAGCAAAGAUUUGAAUCUUGUUUGUACAAUGCAUGCGAAUUGCUGCUUUGGUUUGGAUAGUAAGCUUCAUGAUCUUAGAAUCAUGCUUCAAGACUGGAGAGAUUUCAAGUCUUUACCACUUCAUAGUAACCAAUCCUCUGGUUUCACCUGGAGCGUCCCACAGAAUUGCAGUCUUGAUUCACUUAGGCCUGUUGAUUCUAAGGAUGAAGAAGAGAGUGAACCACCAGGAGAAUCUACACAGUGA
Messenger RNA from Arabidopsis thaliana (thale cress), 1227 nucleotides. Its product is annotated as Nucleotide-diphospho-sugar transferase family protein. Lineage: Eukaryota; Viridiplantae; Streptophyta; Magnoliopsida; Brassicales; Brassicaceae. The record is from RefSeq and is marked reviewed. The coding region runs from base 1 to 1227 and encodes 408 amino acids. The transcript is spliced from 4 exons.